Erigeron canadensis is the source of this 1425-nucleotide messenger RNA. Its product is annotated as B3 domain-containing protein Os01g0234100-like. The transcript has 5 exons. The record is from RefSeq and is a predicted model, not a curated record. Lineage: Eukaryota; Viridiplantae; Streptophyta; Magnoliopsida; Asterales; Asteraceae. Gene Ontology annotation, molecular function: DNA binding. Bases 48 to 1163 code for a protein of 371 amino acids.
AGACUUUUGAUCUACCACACAAAGAAAUAGUAAGCUAUGAUCCUAAGAUGGCUGCUUCGACUCAACCUUCUAAUUCACAAGCCAAGUCGGCUGCCAUGGCACGAGCCAACGAGCUUCAAGCAAGCCUACCAUCUGAGUCACCUAGUUUUGUUAAGUCUAUGCUCCCAUCACAUGUUACCCGUUGCUUUUGGCUGGGGAUGCCCAAGAAAUUCUGUGAUGCAUAUCUUCCGAAGGAUGAUGUGACAGUUGUGUUGCUGGAUGAACAUGAACAAGAAUUCAACACAAAGUAUCUUGAUCGCAAGACUGGAUUAAGUGGUGGCUGGAGAGGAUUCUCAAUUGCUUGCAAAUUGGUUGAGGGAGAUGCUCUAGUUUUUCAGUUGAUUGAGCAAUGGAAAUUCAAGGUCUACAUUGUAAGAGUAAAUGAUCUGAAUGAAACCGAUGGAGCUCUUGGCCUUCUAAACUUAGUUCAUUAUGACAAACAUCAAAGUGAAAAUAUGGAAAUAGAUUCACACGAAGACACUGUUCAAGAGAAUGGCUUAGUAGCAUUUGAGCAAUCCGAAGAGGAUAGUGAGUCUGCAAAUUCUGAUUCAGUAGUUUCUGAAGGACUGCGAUUCUUAGAAUCAGUUAUUGAGUUCAAGGAUAUCAAGUGUGUUGAUGAUUUCAGAAUUGUUGUGGAUGGUUUAGUCAUAGAUUCUGAAAUACCAAAACAUUUUCAGAUCAAAUACUAUGAUUUAUGCAGCAGUCAAAAAACUUAUCUUCAUGAAAACCUCCUCAAGGGUCUUAAUGUUAAGCUAGCUGUUGGAAUAAUUCUUGAAACUAUAACAAUUGCUGAUGCCAUUAGAGCUUGUAAAGCCAGCAUUACUCGUGAUGAUAUAGAAACAUGGGACAAAACUUUGAAGGCAUUUGAAGAAGUAGGCAUGAAAGUUGGGUUUUUAAGAGGCCGGAUAAGUAAGCUUGUGGGACUAUUGUUUGAAUCAAAUGAGCUCUUGGAAGCAAAAAAGAAUGAACAAGUAAAGGCAGAAGAAGAGUUAAGAGUUAUUAACAAAAAGCUUUGUGAGGCUAAAGAGCUGAUCAAGAAUCUUGACGUUGAGAUCGAAAAUUUGGAGUUGAGAGGCCAUGACCUUGAGCCAAUCUUCCAUGAAGAAGCUAAUGCACCUUGGUGAUGUAUCUUCAUCUACAAACGUGGUUUUUGUGUAGAAUGGUAGCAUAUUUUGUGAGCAACGUCUCAGUUUUGGCAUAGGAGGCUUGCACGAUGAACUAAUUUCGUAGGUCAUAGGUACAUUAAGGAUUGCACUACGAACCUCGCAAAUUGUAUGGCUUAGUUUGUAUAAUUUCAGUACUGUUGUCUCAAAUCUUAAUAUAGGUUGGGUUUGUACUAUUCUAGAAAGAGUACUCAUAUAUCCUCCUAACAAAACCCUCCUAAUA